This is a messenger RNA of Penaeus monodon (black tiger shrimp), 2102 nucleotides long. RefSeq names its product organic cation transporter protein-like. Gene Ontology annotation, biological process: transmembrane transport. The transcript is spliced from 14 exons. Lineage: Eukaryota; Metazoa; Arthropoda; Malacostraca; Decapoda; Penaeidae. Gene Ontology annotation, molecular function: transmembrane transporter activity. The record is from RefSeq and is a predicted model, not a curated record. Gene Ontology annotation, cellular component: membrane.
GAAGUAGAACAAAAAAUAAUUUCUAAAAUUUCCCCGAGAAAUGUAAAUAGAAAAUCCAAAAUGCUUAACCACAUCACCAAGAAUAUCACCCCAACCUUUAUCCUCGAUACGUACCUAUCCGAAUGUAAUCCAGUGACAAUGGAAUACGGAACUUGAAGAAAGGAAAAGACAUUUUUCAGGAAAGAGAAGAAAGUAAUAAAUAAACAUAUAAAACAGAAGAAAAACAGCGGAAGGCUAAAGUCAACACCGGGUAAUUAGCAACACGUGACUAACAGCAACACGUGAUCGAGUGCAGUGAUGACAACAAGCUUUGAAGAUGUGUUGGCGAAGCUGGAAUCAGGGCCCUGGAAUUGGCUGAUUUUUUUGCUCUGCUCCUUAUGGGGUCUCUUCGGUGGCAUGCAGACUGUUGCUACGGCAUUCCUCAGUCCCGUGACAGAUCACUGGUGUCACAUCCCAGAGCUUCAUGUUGCCAACUGGACUAAGGAACAAAUAUGGAAUUAUUCUUUACCGAGGACGACGCUUGGAGGGGAAGCUCACCAUGCCCAGUGCGAGAUGUACGUGAGGAACUACAGCCUCGUGACUAAGCUGACUUGGGAAGAAGCUUUUCUUGCUAUUCCUGAAGGCGGGGGAGAUAGCGAGCUUCAGAGGCGGCCUUGCGUCAGCUGGGAUUAUGACACUGAAAUCUUCAACACUACGCUUAUUUCGGAGUGGGACUUGGUGUGCGGGAAAGAAGGACUCAAGUCGCUGAUCCAGAGCAUCUUCAUGGUGGGCGUGUUCUUCGGGGCGCCGCUUGGAGGGUACUUCGCUGACAGGUAAGGNNNNAAGAAGCUCAUGACGGGAUCCCUGUGGGUGUUCAUCUUGGUCUCCAUCACGGGAUCCUUCUCGCCAUACUACCAGCUCUUCCUCCUCUGUCGUUUCCUCAUAGCCUUUACGGGGAACAUCGUCUACCAAACUUCGUACAUCAUCGCCGUGGAAUCCUGCACAGCCCGGCAGAGAGGCGUCGUGGGGAUCCUGUUUUCUGUGCCCUUCGCUUUAGGAGUCAUGGCACUUCCUGCCAUUGCCUUCUACGUCAGGCAAUGGCGCUUGCUACACCUCGCAAUGUCGGUGCCUGUGAUUGUGCUCAUCGCUAAUACCAUCUUACUACCGGAGUCCCCCAGGUGGCUCAUUCAGGCCGGCAGAUGGAGUGAAGCGGAGAAGGAGCUGCAGAGGGCGGCCAGAUGGAACGGCAGGAAACCCUUUGACUCCAGCUGGCUCCUUGCGACUCUAAAGGAAAUGCAGACAGACGAAAUCCCCAAAGAAGAGCACCCGAAACCAGACGCGUGCAAGGGCGCCCUGCGAGGCCUGACGGUGUUCCUGAGGACGCCCGUGUUGAGAAGCAUCUCCCUCGUUAUGUAUUUCGACUGGCUGGUGUGCACGAUGGUCUACUACGGGAUCUCGCUCAAUUCGGCCAACUUCAGCGCCGACCCGUUCCUGUACAUGUUCCUGGCCGGUCUCACGGAACUCCCUUCGUACACGCUGACCAUCCCCUUCGUCGUGAAAUUCGGGAGGAAGGCCCCCCUCGUCGCCUUCUUCGUCCUGUGUGCUGUGGGGACGCUGGUGCUCAUGGUGUUGCCUGGAGGUCGUGAUACCUGGUGGUUCCUGUCGGUCGUCAUGGCGAGCAAGUUCUGCAUCACCUCCGCCUACCAGGUCAUCUACCUCUACUGCAGCGAAUUGUAUCCAACGUGUCUUCGGACCCGAGGCCUGGGCAUCACUUCGAUGGUUGGCCGCACGGGGGCCAUUAUAUCACCUUUCAUCACAGACAUGUUGGGCGUGUACCACUGGGCCAUCCCGAGCACCAUCUUCGGAGCGCUGAGCCUCGUCGCCGCUUUCCUCACCUGCCUUCUGCCGGAGACCAACAACCGGCCUUUACCCGACACCAUAGCAGAUGUGGAGGGGUAUUCGCUCUCUCAUGCGAGUAACAGGCGUCCAAAUGCUCAUCCGGUCGCAGCAUCCACGGGAGAUGAAGGUGCCGGGGAACCUUGCAUUUCGCCCACCAGCGCUACAUCCUCAGUCUGAGCGUCUAUCAUAUGCCAUCUGUUUAUUAAAUUUUAUGAAGAACUGAA